AUGUACGAGUCGUUGGUUUUGAUGCCGUUGGAAACUAAAGAUGGCAAGCCUGUACUGGCUUGCUACAUAUGUUGCGCAAGGCUCAACAACUGCUAUGAGUUGAGGAAGAGCUGUCUCCAGAGUGAGGAGCUGUUCACACAAAUGCUGAGCAGUGAUGAGUCCGAACACGUGAGGCUGCAAGGAAUAAACAAUAAGAAGAGACUCACCAUGGACAAUGUCGUACACUUGAGCAUAGGACAUGAACAUGAGAUGAAUGCAGACAAUGUUGGUGUGGAGGCUCUGAAGUGUGAAGCAAAAUUUGAACCAAAUGAUUGUGAAG
This is a messenger RNA of Arctia plantaginis, 319 nucleotides long. NCBI's taxonomy places the organism in Eukaryota, Metazoa, Arthropoda, Insecta, Lepidoptera, Erebidae. The record is from the annotation of a GenBank genome assembly.